ACUAUCCCUCUCACUCACUGUCUCUAUCCCCAAAUUCGCUAGGGUUUAUCCAGGGUUCCAUUUCCCUCUCCCUCUCCAUUUCCCUCUCUGUGUCAUGGCGAAGCCAACGAGAGGCCGCCCUGCAUCGCGAUCAGGAUCCGGUUCCGGCUCCUCCUCUCGCUCCCGCUCCUACUCCGGUUCAGAUUCUCGCUCUAGCUCUCGCUCUCGCUCAGUGUCCCGGUCCAGAUCUCGUUCUCGGUCCUUGUCCUCCUCCUCUUCGUCUCCUUCUCGCAGCGCCAGUUCUGGAAGCCGAAGCCCUCCUCCUCGCAAAAGAAGUCCUGCUGAAGGAGCUAGGCGAGGUCGGUCUCCACCACCGCAAUCUAAAAAGGUUUCUCCACCUCCAAGGAAAGCUUCACCAAUUCGCGAGUCUCUUGUUCUGCACGUUGACUCUCUGACCAGGAACGUGAAUGAGGGUCACCUAAGAGAAAUAUUUAGCAACUUCGGUGAAGUUGUACAUGUGGAGCUGGCAAUGGAUCGCACUGUUAAUCUUCCUAAAGGAUUUGGAUACGUUGAGUUUAAGACUAGAGCGGAUGCUGAAAAGGCCUUGCUAUACAUGGAUGGGGCUCAAAUUGAUGGCAAUGUCGUUCGGGCAAAGUUCACAUUACCUCCACGACAGAAGCUUUCACCACCCCCAAAGCCAAUUGCCGCAGCUCCAAAGAGAGAUGCUCCCAAAACUGAUAAUGCCAGUGCAGAUGCUGAGAAGGAUGGACCCAAAAGGCAAAGAGAACCUUCUCCCCAUCGGAAACCUCUGGCUUCACCUCGAAGGAGGUCGCCUGUUGCUCGAAGGGGUGGAUCUCCUAGACGUCAGCUGGAUUCUCCACCACGCAGACGUGCAGAUUCUCCUGGUCGUCGCCGAGUAGAGUCUCCUUAUCGUCGUGGUGAGACACCUCCAAGGCGGAGACCUGCAUCACCAGCCAGAGGUCGUUCUCCAUCCUCACCUCCAAGGAGAUAUAGGUCCCCUUUGAGGACCUCACCCAGAAGGAUGCGUGGUAGCCCUGUGCGCAGGCGUUCUCCUCCUCCAAGGCGGCGCACACCUCCUCGACGAGCUCGUAGUCCUCCAAGAAGGUCUCCACUCCGUAGACGUAGCCGCUCUCCAAUUCGUCGACCAGCUCGUUCUCGCUCAAGGUCACUCUCUCCACGAAGGGGCCGAGCUCCAGUUGCAAGGCGUGGGAGGUCUUCAUCAUACUCUGGAUCACCUAGUCCACGCAAGGCAACUCGCAAGAUAUCAAGGAGUCGCAGUCCUAGAAGGCCCUUGAGAGGAAGAAGCAGCAGUAACAGUAGCAGCAGCAGUUCUCCUCCUCGUAAGCCAUAGGUAAUGUUUACUCCUCUCACCAUUUCUCCCCCUCCUUUCCCACCCACCUUCUCUCUUGCUCUCCCUGACUUGAUUGCUGUGAAUGAUGUAAUAGUGAAGAUUUUAUUCUGUUUUUGACUGACUUGCCCUGUAUGGAUUAGUGGUUGAUACUUCUGUUGCUCCUGUGUUUUAUGGAGGCUGUAGUUAAUGUGCAAGCAUGUUGAAUA
This is a messenger RNA of Populus nigra (black poplar), 1557 nucleotides long. RefSeq names its product serine/arginine-rich splicing factor SR45-like. Lineage: Eukaryota; Viridiplantae; Streptophyta; Magnoliopsida; Malpighiales; Salicaceae. The record is from RefSeq and is a predicted model, not a curated record. Gene Ontology annotation, cellular component: cytoplasm; nucleoplasm; ASAP complex. Gene Ontology annotation, molecular function: RNA binding. The coding region runs from base 95 to 1351 and encodes 418 amino acids. Gene Ontology annotation, biological process: mRNA splicing, via spliceosome. The transcript is spliced from 12 exons.